This is a messenger RNA of Parastagonospora nodorum SN15, 829 nucleotides long. RefSeq lists its product as hypothetical. Lineage: Eukaryota; Fungi; Ascomycota; Dothideomycetes; Pleosporales; Phaeosphaeriaceae. The coding region runs from base 102 to 611 and encodes 169 amino acids. Gene Ontology annotation, cellular component: endoplasmic reticulum; cytosol. The transcript has 3 exons. The record is from RefSeq and is a predicted model, not a curated record.
UUUUCGGAUCCGGGCUACAUUUCUCCAUCUGAGUCCACAAACCCAGUUUCGUAGACGAUCGAGGUCCCCGCGGAACCCCCGCCCGGAUACACAAAGAGAAGAUGGCGUCUUCAACUGCAGCGGCAGGACUGUUGGCGCGCCAGCUCAAGCAGAUGCAGAAUGAUAAAAGCAUCUCAGGCAUAAGCUGUGGCUUAGUGGAGAGCAAUGUCUUCGAGUGGGAGGUGAUGCUCAUGAUUGACGAUGACACCAAGUUCUACGGAGGAGGCUUCUUCCGAGCACGGCUAACAUUCCCGCCCGAAUACCCGCUACUGCCACCGAAAAUGCGCUUCGAGACGCCCAUCUUCCACCCAAACAUUUACCCGAACGGCGAUGUCUGCAUCUCCAUCCUACACCCGCCCGAGGAAGACAAGUGGGGCUACGAGUCGGCAGCCGAGCGCUGGUCACCAGUCCAGACACCCGAGACCAUCCUUCUCUCCGUCAUCUCCAUGCUCUCGAGCCCCAACGACGAAUCGCCCGCGAACGCAGACGCAGCGAGGUUAUGGCGUGAAAACAUACCAGAAUUCAAGAAACAUGUUCGAAAGUGCGUGAGGGAUAGCUUGGAGUUCGAAUGAUUCGAGGACGAUGCCGUGGGGGUAUGAUACCACCUCCCGGAGACGGAUAUUUGAGCGUAUGCGUGCAUGAUGUUUUACACAUCCCUCGAAUUUGCGACAUAUAUAUAUAUUUUGGUGGCAUGUUCAUCACGUGUGAACAAUGUAAGAUGGCCGACUUCACCGUUGGCCGCAGCAGAUUCUAGGCUCAAUUUGGAAUAUCAUUAUCAUCAAGAAGUAUU